Rhinichthys klamathensis goyatoka is the source of this 1902-nucleotide messenger RNA. RefSeq names its product cytochrome P450 2U1 (gene cyp2u1). Gene Ontology annotation, molecular function: iron ion binding; oxidoreductase activity, acting on paired donors, with incorporation or reduction of molecular oxygen, reduced flavin or flavoprotein as one donor, and incorporation of one atom of oxygen; heme binding. The transcript is spliced from 5 exons. Lineage: Eukaryota; Metazoa; Chordata; Actinopteri; Cypriniformes; Leuciscidae. Gene Ontology annotation, biological process: xenobiotic metabolic process. The record is from RefSeq and is a predicted model, not a curated record. Bases 126 to 1727 code for a protein of 533 amino acids. Gene Ontology annotation, cellular component: intracellular membrane-bounded organelle; cytoplasm.
CAACCCAUGCUGCAGCUCCAAGACCACAGUCAGGAAGAAAAUGUGUUUGAUCAGCAGAUAAGUAUUGAUCUGGAGGAACUAUGCGUCUGUUUUAGGAGUCAGUGGAUCUGCAAAGCGAGCGAGUCAUGGACGCUUCCCCGGGUCUGCUGUGGCAGUAUGUGUUCUCGCCCGCAAACCUUGUGGGUUUAACUGCGUUUGUGAUUGUUUUCUAUGUGCUGCAACAGUACCAGAAUCAUCACAGAUACGCGAACAUCCCUCCCGGUCCAAAGCCAUGGCCCAUCGUGGGCAACUUCGGGGGCUUCUUAGUGCCUUCAUUUAUUUUUAAACGAUUUGCAAAGAAUCGCGAAGAGUUUGCAAAGACGGCCUCAAAUCCGCUAUCACCCCAGGCUGGACUUACCGAGAUGUCCAAACUGUAUGGAAACAUAUUCAGCAUUUUUGUUGGGCCUCAGCUCAUGGUCGUGCUGACGGGAUAUGACGCUGUCCGGGACGCGAUGUUAAACUAUCCGGAGGUGUUCUCCGACAGACCACAUAUACCGCUCGUUACUAUUAUCACCAAGAGGAAAGGGAUUGUGUUUGCACCCUAUGGCCCGCUGUGGCGGACGAACCGGAAGUUCUGUCACAGUUCUCUGCGCAGCUUUGGCUUCGGGAAGCUGAGUCUGGAGCCGUGCAUCACUGAAGGCCUGACCAUGAUCAAAACAGAACUGCAGGACCUCAUGGAGAACACGGGGCCGUCAGGAAUGGACCUCACUCCUCUCAUCAGCAAUGCGGUCUCCAACGUCAUCUCCUCCCUAACUCUGGGCCAGCGUUUCCAUCACCAGGACCAGGAGUUCCGGACCAUGCUGGAUCUCAUGUCUCACGGGCUGGAGAUCAGCGUCAACACCUCCAUCCUGCUGAUCAACGUGUUCCCCUGGCUCUACUACCUGCCCUGGGGCGUUUUCAAGGAGCUGCGGCGCGCCGAGGUCGACAUCACCGCCUUCCUGAAGAAAAUCAUAGCGAGGCACAGGGCUACGCUGGAUCCGGACAAUCCCAGGGAUUUCAUAGAUAUGUAUCUGGUGGAGAUGCUGGCCAAGCAAAAGGAAGAGAGUUCAGAAGAGUGUCUGUUCUCAGAAGACGAUCUCUUCUACAUCAUCGGGGACCUCUUCAUCGCAGGCACUGACACUACCACGAAUAGCGUCCUGUGGAGUAUUCUCUACAUGGCCUUGCAUCCUGACGUGCAAGAGAGAGUUCAGCAGGAGAUUGAUGGCGUGGUGGGGUCCGAGAGAGUCCCGUCUCUGACCGAUAAGGGCAGUUUGCCGUACACAGAAGCCACCAUUAUGGAGGUGCAGAGGAUGACUGUAGUGGUUCCUCUGUCGAUACCCCACAUGGCCUCCGAAACCACGGAGUUCCGAGGGUACACUAUUCCUAAAGGAACAGUUAUCAUCCCAAACCUCUGGUCAGUACACAGGGAUCCUACUGUGUGGGAAAAUCCCGAUGACUUCAAUCCAGCCCGAUUUCUGGAUGAACAGGGCAAGCUCCUCAGGAAAGAGUGUUUUAUUCCAUUUGGAAUAGGUCGCAGGGUGUGCAUGGGAGAGCAGCUGGCUAAGAUGGAGAUGUUUCUGAUGUUCACCAGCCUAAUGCAGGCCUUCACAUUCAGGCUUCCCGAGGGGAAAUCUGCUCCCUCCAUGCAUGGACGCUUUGGCCUGACUCUGGCUCCGUGCCCGUUUACUGUCUGUGUUAAAGCACGCUGAACAGGCAUCAUUGGGAAGCAAAUUGCACUGGUGGACCAUGUUGACCAGGCUACUAAGUAAGGGCUUUGAAGUUGUAUGAUGAAGCAAAAGGUUUGAUAUUAUUUUUGUAAAAAUUGCCUGAACAAUUUCAAGAAAUGAGAACAAAUACCUAAGUAUAUUGCAUUUGUUUUUAAAU